Messenger RNA from Choloepus didactylus (southern two-toed sloth), 1433 nucleotides. Its product is annotated as olfactory receptor 52E8. The transcript is spliced from 3 exons. NCBI's taxonomy places the organism in Eukaryota, Metazoa, Chordata, Mammalia, Pilosa, Megalonychidae. Gene Ontology annotation, cellular component: membrane. The record is from RefSeq and is a predicted model, not a curated record. Gene Ontology annotation, biological process: G protein-coupled receptor signaling pathway. Gene Ontology annotation, molecular function: olfactory receptor activity; G protein-coupled receptor activity. Bases 250 to 1185 code for a protein of 311 amino acids.
UCGGGCAGGCUGUGCUACAAGCAUGGACAGAUCGGCAGCUCGCCAUAACGAUGGAAACGCCAGUGGCAGCCAUUGGACACAGCAGAAGAAGCAACAGUGAUGACAUCAAUCCCUAUGUUCUCCGUGAGGUCCUGGAGGCCUGGAAACCUGCAUUAGGAAUCUGGACAAACAGAGAGGAGAAGCAGAAAUUACUAAUGAGAAGUUGUCAUCUAACUCUGAUAAGCACAGUUGCAAACAGUGGCAGGGAGAAUGUCCAUUCCUAAUGACACCCAGUUCCAUCCUUCUUCAUUCCUCCUGUUGGGAAUUCCAGGACUGGAAGCUGUGCACAUCUGGAUUGGAUUCCCCUUUUUCCUUGUGUAUCUUGUUGCACUCCUGGGGAAUGCUGCUGUCCUGAUGGUGAUCCUGACUGAACACAGUCUCCAUGAUCCCAUGUACUACUUCCUGGCCAUGUUGGACUCCAUUGACCUGGGUCUGUCCACAGCCACCAUCCCCAAAAUGCUGGGCAUCUUCUGGUUCAAUCUCAAGCAUAUAUCUUUUGGAGGCUGCCUUUCCCAGAUGUUCUUCAUCCACUUCUUCACUGCCAUGGAGAGCAUUGUGUUGGUAGCCAUGGCCUUUGACCGCUACAUUGCCAUUUGCAUUCCCCUCCGGUACACCAUGAUCCUCACCAACAAAAUCCUGAGCAUCAUUGCAGGUGUUGCUGUCCUGCGGAGUCUGUGCAUGAUUGUUCCCCUGGUGUUUCUGCUCCUGAGGCUGCCCUUCUGUGGGCACCAUGUCAUCCCUCAUACCUACUGUGAGCACAUGGGCAUUGCCCGUCUGGCCUGUGCCAGCAUCAAAGUCAACAUUAGGUUUGGCCUUGGCAACAUUGCUCUUUUAUUAUUGGAUGUGCUCCUUAUUACUCUCUCCUAUGUCAGAAUCCUCUAUGCUGUCUUCCGCCUGCCCUCCUGGGAGGCCCGACUCAAAGCUCUCAACACUUGUGGCUCCCAUAUUGUUGUUAUCUCAGCCUUUUUCACACCAGCAUUUUUCUCUUUCUUGACACACCGUUUUGGCCACAACAUCCCCAGAUUUAUCCACAUCUUCUUGGCCAAUCUAUAUGUGGUUGUUCCUCCAGCCCUCAAUCCUGUGAUCUAUGGGGUCAGGACCAAGCAGAUUCGGGAGCGAGUGCUGAGAGUCUUUUUUCAAAAAUGAUGGUUGAUAAUCAGUAGUCUUAGAAGAUUUUAGAAUUCGUAUUUCCUCCAUAUGCUCAAAAGUAGGGUUUGUGGGUAAGGUAGAGCUUUACUAUCUAAAAGCAUAGAAGAUAGAGGUACAAAUGGCUAUAAAGUUAAUACCUGUCCUUCCUCUACAUGCUGAAGACUUUGAGCUUGAGAAUAUUAAUGAGUUUAUUAACGACAAUAUUAUAAUUCAUAAGGAUUGUAUUUUUUACCAAGUGCUUUCAU